UUUCUACUAUCACGUUUAUUGAAUGAGCUUCAACUGUAUACGAGACAUAUGUUCUCGCAUUAUUUAUACACACCGGCUUAUUAAAACAUUUUAUGUAUUAAAGAACAAGCAUCCAAACGCUUGAAGCUCGAUUAGUUUUUUUUUUAAUAUGUUUCCAGAAAAAGAGUCGUUAAAUGCAUUGCCAUCAACUUCGAUUUUUCAAGAAAUGCAGCGAAUCCAUGAUACUGGAUACUUUAGUCCCAUACAUUCUCUCGAGGACAAGUUUCAACAAACACGAUUAGAGAUGGAUCGAUAUUUACGAAGCGAACCGGAUAUGCGUCUUAACUGUAUUAAAGAUAGACAUAUUGAGGUUACUACGGUAGCUUGGAAUGAGUUUUUACCUCCUACCUGUAUGGAUGAAGACGUUAAUUGUUUAUCUCUUGAUAUAGAACUUUUGAAACCGUAUUUUAAUUUAUAUUCAAUUAAUAGUAGGAUUCGUGUUUUGCCGGUCUCUCACAAAGAAAAUACUUUAGUCGAUGAAUUGCCAAUUUAUAAAAGAAAAUCUCCAGGUUCUCAAAACAUUCAAAUAUCUGAAGACGUUAGUUUUGACCAUGAGUUAGUUGCUAAACGUGUGCUUUUGACUCCUCCGAGUUCUCCUGAAUCGAUAUCUAGUCCUUAUAGUGAAUUGAAGUCUCCAAAACCUAUUAAACUUGUAAAAGGACAACGAAUACAAAAAAACCGUGUAAAUAUAAACACUACAAAAUUCUUAGAUUCUAUUACACUUAACCCUGAUAAUUCUGUAAACAUUUCUGAUUUGGCAAAUCUAGACUUAAAAAAACGUAUUCAUAGAUGCCAAUUUAAUGACUGUAAAAAAGUAUAUACUAAAUCCUCUCAUUUGAAAGCUCAUCAAAGGACUCACACUGGUGAAAAGCCAUACAAAUGCACUUGGGAAGGAUGUCAGUGGCGUUUUGCUCGAUCUGAUGAAUUAACCCGUCAUUAUAGAAAACAUACAGGAGCAAAACCAUUCAAAUGUAGUUCUUGUGAUCGAUGCUUUUCAAGAUCUGAUCAUUUAGCUUUACAUACAAAAAGACAUGGAAACGGCCAACUAAAUAUAUCGAAGUAGAUUUAAAAUCAUGCGACUUUAUAUUUCAAAUGAUAUAUAAACUCGUUGAAUAAA
Hydra vulgaris (swiftwater hydra) is the source of this 1156-nucleotide messenger RNA. Its product is annotated as Krueppel-like factor 6. Gene Ontology annotation, biological process: regulation of transcription by RNA polymerase II. Gene Ontology annotation, molecular function: DNA-binding transcription factor activity, RNA polymerase II-specific; RNA polymerase II cis-regulatory region sequence-specific DNA binding. Lineage: Eukaryota; Metazoa; Cnidaria; Hydrozoa; Anthoathecata; Hydridae. The record is from RefSeq and is a predicted model, not a curated record.